AGCACAAGCAGGAAUAUAUAGCUCUUCGUAGAUCGUAGAUCGUGUGUACAUUUCGAACGUACUUGUCGUACCUUAUAUCUCAUCGGAUCGAAAAGACAAAAAAAAAAAAAAAAAAUAAAAUAAUAUUAAUAAUAAUAAUAAUAAAAUAUGUUAUUCAAUGGUUCAGUGAUCUCUUUUAUCCUUCUACUAUUCACCGUGGUCAUGAUCAAUUGUGAUUUGGAUUUACAAAUGUUGCACGUGGUGUUCCGACAUGGCGAGAAGGUGCCUCAUAAGGAAUUUCAAAAUUAUCCUAACGAUCCUUACCGCGAUUAUUCCUAUUAUCCAUUGGGAAGUGGAGAUUUGACAAACGAAGGUAAAUUACGCGAAUACAGAAUUGGAAAAAUGCUACGUGAACGUUACAAUCAAUAUUUCGGACCAGAUUAUUGGCCAGAGAAGAUCUAUGCCCGAUCGACUUUCAUUCCAAGAACUCAGCUAUCUGUGCAACUAGUUUUGGCUGGAUUAUUCCCACCCUCUGAGAAGCAAACCUGGAAUCCAGAUCUACCCUGGAUUCCGACGCACUCCUUCUUUAUGCCCUAUCACCACGACAAUCUCAUGUUUCCGAAUAAUUGUCCAAAGUAUAAGGAAGAAUAUAAUGAGUUCUUGCAACAGAACGAAGCUCAAAAUCUACUGAAUAAAUACAAGUAUGUGAUGAAUUACUUGACCGAGAGAAGUGGGAAGGUCAUCAAUACGACAUCCGAUGUCCUUCAUUUUUAUAAUUUAUUAAAAGAAGAGACAAUUCAAAAUCUGACUCUUCCAAAAUGGACCGAGGCAGUUUAUCCUGCCCUGCUAAAGGAAAUAGUCGCGCUUGAUUUUAAAUUCAGAUCGUACACAAAAACAUUGAAACGUUUGAACGGAGGUAUGUUAAUACGUAAAAUAGUGGAAGAUAUCAAGUUGUACAUAGCGGGUAGAUUAAAACCAUACGAUAGGAAAGCGUUCUUUUUCUCGGGCCAUGAAAUGAACGUUGCUGCAGUUGCAAGAGCUUUAGAAUUGGACGAACCUAUUAUUCCUUCAUACGGUUUUACUAUCAUCCUGGAAACGUUGCGCGAUAAGAAGAAGAAUUAUUACGUUCGAGUUUUAUUUUGGAAUGGAGAACAACUUAAAUACAAAACGAUUCCUGGUUGCGCGGAGUUAUGUCCACUAUAUGACUUUUUUGCUAUUGUAAAGGAUAUAAUACCAAAUGAUGAUGAAUAUCUUUGUCAUUCUAACGAGAAGAUAAAUAAGAGGACCAAGAAUGAACAAAUAAAUUCCUCAGCAUCGAAUUUAAUUACAGGAAAAAUCUGCUAUUAUGUAUUUUCUAUUUUGCUUUUCACGAUUGUACGUCUUGAUCAUUAAUGUUUAUUAUUGAUUUUAUGGCAACAAUAUUAAUAUUUGC
This is a messenger RNA of Apis florea (little honeybee), 1411 nucleotides long. Its product is annotated as venom acid phosphatase Acph-1. Lineage: Eukaryota; Metazoa; Arthropoda; Insecta; Hymenoptera; Apidae. The record is from RefSeq and is a predicted model, not a curated record. Gene Ontology annotation, biological process: dephosphorylation. Gene Ontology annotation, molecular function: phosphatase activity.